AUGGCGGCUGAGACGAAUGAGGCUCCUGAGGGAGCUCCAGCAACACAGGAUGGAGCGAAAACCGGAUCGACUCCAGCCAACGCAACCGCCAACGCUGCCACCACAGAGAAGCUCACAUCGGCCCAGCUAAAAGCCAAGGCGAAGGCUGAAAAGGCAGCGCGACGUGCGCAGGUGAAGGAAGCCAGAGCAACUGUUGGGACAGGGCCACCGGCACAGGACAAAGGGGCAGCUUCGGACGGGAAAGGGGCCAAGGGCAAAGGGAAACAGGACGGCCAGCAAACUCAAAGCAAGGGUGGGCCACCGCAGGCUCACCGACCGUCAAUCAGUGGGCGGCGGCCAUCCAUGCCGAUUGUUGAGAAGGAUGUCAGGAGUGGGAUCCCCGACUCCUUCAGCCAUUUGCCAAUGGCAAAGCGGAUACCGACAUCGCAGGCGCAAAAGGACGUGCAUUCUGCUGUCCUGGCUGUCGGCCAACAGAUGGCUACCUUUGCGCUCAACGACAGCAUAUCUCGUCUCAAGGCGACACUUUUGGCGUUUCGGAAGGUAAUCGAAUCGUAUGAGACACCCGAAGGGAACUCGCUAUCACGGCACUUUGUCCCACACGUACUGAACCCGCAGAUCGAAUACCUCACCGAAUGCAGGCCGAUGUGUUUUGCUAUGGGCAAUGCCAUCCGGCUGCUCAAGGGGAAGGUCAAUAAGUUUGACAUUGACACGGCCGAGGACGAGGCGAAGGAGGGACUCCUGGAGUGGAUCGACCUCCUGAUCAACGAACGGAUUACCAUGGCGGAGUAUGCCAUUGCCCGGAAUGCCGCUCAGUCGAUCAACGAGGGCGACACCAUCCUCACAUACGGCCGGCAUCGGCUUGUCGAGAAGACCCUUCUGGAGGCCAAGCACGACGGCAAGAUUUUCGACGUAACGGUCAUUGACGACCCGUUUGAGCGCGGUGGCCAGGAGCUUGCAAAGACGCUACGGCAUGCUGGCAUCCCCGUUUUGUACUCGCCAAACCUAGGCGGUCUGCGGCCCAAAGUCGCGGCCGCGUCCAACGUGCUCCUUGGGGGGGAGGCCAUCUUUGCAAACGGGUCGCUGCAUGCGCCAUCAGGGACGGCCGACGUGGCCAUGGCUGCCAUGAAUGCGGGUGUCAAGGUGAUUGUCCUUUGCGAGACGAUCAACUUUGACAGAGACCGCGUGUCGGUCGACUCGCUCACCUACAACGAGAUCGACCCGGAGAGAAACACGGCCGACUGCUUCCGGCUGUUGUUUGACAACACCCAUGACAAGUACAUCACGGGUGUCAUCACCGAAUUUGAGAGCGGCGGCGGAAACUCGCCUGCCCAAGCCAUCCUGGCUCUGCUGAGGAAGCAGGAGGACCCCUUAAUUGACUGA
Messenger RNA from Parathielavia appendiculata, 1380 nucleotides. RefSeq names its product nagb/rpia/CoA transferase-like protein. NCBI's taxonomy places the organism in Eukaryota, Fungi, Ascomycota, Sordariomycetes, Sordariales, Chaetomiaceae. The coding region runs from base 1 to 1380 and encodes 459 amino acids. The transcript is spliced from 2 exons. The record is from RefSeq and is a predicted model, not a curated record.